This is a messenger RNA of Marchantia polymorpha subsp. ruderalis, 1690 nucleotides long. The record is from the annotation of a GenBank genome assembly. Lineage: Eukaryota; Viridiplantae; Streptophyta; Marchantiopsida; Marchantiales; Marchantiaceae.
GGCGAGACCGGCGCACGCUACCGGCGAGCAGCCCGCGAUUUGGGUGCCCGGUUGUGCCGGACGGAGAGUUUCCACACCCCUCGGGAGGCUUGAGACACCGCUAAACCCCUUGAGGGCCCGGGACUAGCGACAGACCGACCGCCCGCCCGCCGACUGUUCGUUAAGCCGCGGCUGCCCCGAAGGGAACCGGGGACGGGGAUCGCGCUGCGGAUAACGUCUGUCCGCGUACGACGAGCAGAAGACAAGGAGGACGCUCCCUCAUCAUGUCCCGAGAACAAGCGGGAACGCAGGACUUAUAGAGCCGGUGGCCGGUGGCCGGGUGCCGGGGCAAACGGGCCGCGCGUCGCUUGCCCGACCAACCCCGCGUGGAGGAAGAAACGAAGACCGCUCCUCGGCAAAGGUCCAUCGCAACGUGCUACAGUCGGUCACCGGGGACCGAGCCGACGGGCACACCAGUCAGAUCCGCGAAGCCCUGGGGCCAGGGCCCGAUGUGACCGUUGGCCGGACACCGGGUGAACCACCCGAGGCUCCAAGGCAUUGAAUGAAUUAAGACCCCCGGCCCCCUCCCCCACCCCACCCCACCCCACCCCACUACCCGCCCCAAACACCCCCUUGCCGUGGUUGCUUUCUGGUCGCCCCUCAUUUACGAGGCCCGAUCGGUCUAACUCUGCUUGGGGACCAUGUCUUGUCCUAUGCUGACAAAAUGCGUUGGCUGCCUCGAACCGGAAUUGAUGGACGAAGGCUCGAGUGCACGGGGAGAGGGGGGCCAGGGGGCACGCAGAAAGAGAGAGAGAGAGAGAGAGAGAGAGAGAGGUUGAAUUUCUGCCCCUUCACCUCGUCGAUGCGGGGCACGGAGAGACCUUCGUGGAGCAUGAUGGUGUGGGUUUCAGGGGUCGAGUUCUCAUCCCUGCUAGAAACAAAAUUCUGCGCGGGGCAACGAGACUGCGAGCUCUGCAUUUGCUAUUGUAGAAACAGUGCCUGACUUCGGCGGGGCAUGAAAAUCCACUCCGAAACCGACAAUGCCUUGUCCGGACUCUCGACCACUGUCCCCGCUGCUCGCCGUCUCGGGGGAUAGCAACAAAGGACAGCCGAGCACAGCAGAGCAGAGGGAAAAGGAUGGCCUUGUUUCAGCUGAAGCGAGUUUUGUCCUCAUGGCCUCAUCUUCCAGUGGCUUCUUUGUUUUACUCCAAAGCAGAAGUGCCACUUCUAGCGUGUUGUCUGUCUCUUAGUCCAUAAGACUUCACGAUCUGCUUGCUGAUGGUCACAACAUCCCCAACCUUUGCAUACGCCAAUUCUUUGUGCAUCGCGUUUGAUUUGCAAUGAUAGACUGUCUCUCAGCGUCUUAUUCCUAAAUCUAGGAUGACUACUUCUACCACCAUCAGUCCUAGAGUUUUGGCCCGACUGGGACUGGAGUCCAGGAUCUGAUGUGAUAUGCUGCCAGCGAGCUUCCAGCCUCGGGUAAUGGAGAAUUGGGCUGUGUACUACACGCUGAUUGACUCAAUCAUUGAGAUGGUGACAGUUAGUAUACUGUUUGUGCAUUCUUGCAGUAUCUGCUUGUAAGAUUGUCUAACAGGGCACGUUCAGGUCUGCGUUUAUGACUAAGAGAAUGGAUCUUUCUGUUCAUUCUUUUUUGGAGAAACGUCCCAAUGUUCUUUUGUUUCUGCGAUGGCACGUACUUAAUUCAUGGCAU